Molecule: messenger RNA, 1903 nt
Organism: Acipenser ruthenus (sterlet)
Lineage: Eukaryota; Metazoa; Chordata; Actinopteri; Acipenseriformes; Acipenseridae
Exons: 2
Coding region: 23-1888 (621 amino acids)
Biological process (GO): egg coat formation; positive regulation of acrosome reaction; binding of sperm to zona pellucida
Cellular component (GO): extracellular matrix
Molecular function (GO): structural constituent of carboxysome shell; acrosin binding
Source: RefSeq, a predicted model, not a curated record
AGGUAUCUCUUCGGUUCUUGUUAUGGGUAUAAUGGAGUUGUUUGCUGGGUGCCGUGGCGCGUCCCGGUCCGUUCCAUCGGCGAUGCAGUUUUUCCUCCUUUUUUCCUGCUUUUUAGUUGCAGGUAUUUUUGCUUCGCAGAUCUCUGCGGAGCACGGCGAAACAGAGACGUAUAGCGAGCUACGCAGCAAGGGAAAUGAUCCUACUGAGCAAGUACAGGGCGAGGAGUACGACCCCAUUGAGCAGGUACAGGGCGAGGAGCACGACCCCAUUGAGCAGGUACAGGGCGAGGAGCACGACCCCAUUGAGCAGGUACAGGGCGAGGAGUACAACCCCAUUGAGCAGGUACAGGGCGAGGAGCACGACCCCAUUGAGCAGGUGCAAGGGGAGGAGAACGACCCUAUUGAGCAAGGCGAGGAGUACGACCCUAUUGAGCAGGUACAGGGUGAGGAGUACGACCCCAUUGAGCAGGUACAGGGAGAGGAGUAUGACCCCAUUGAGCAGGUACAGGGCGAGGAGCACGACCCCAUUGAGCAGGUGCAAGGGGAGGAGAACGACCCUAUUGAGCAAGGCGAGGAGUACGACCCUAUUGAGCAGGUACAGGGUGAGGAGUACGACCCCAUUGAGCAGGUACAGGGAGAGGAGUAUGACCCCAUUGAGCAGGUACAGGGCGAGGAGCACGACCCUAUUGAGCAGGUGCAAGGCGAGGAGAACGACCCUAUUGAGCAGGUGCAAGGCGAGGAGAACGACCCUAUUGAGCAAGGCGAGGAGUAUGACCCUAUUGAGCAGGUACAGGGCGAGGAGUAUGACCCUAUUGAGCAGGUACAGGGCGAGGAGAACGACCCUAUUGAGCAGGUACAGGGCGAGGAGUAUGACCCUAUUGAGCAGGUACAGGGCGAGGAGCACGACCCCAUUGCGCAGGGCGAGGAGCACGACCCCAUUGCGCAGGGCGAGGAGCACGACCCCAUUGCGCAGGGCGAGGAGCACGACCCCAUUGCGCAGGGCGAGGAGCACGACCCCAUUGCGCAGGGCGAGGAGCACGACCCCAUUGCGCAGGGCGAGGAGCACGACCCCAUUGCGCAGGGUGAGGAGCACGACCCCAUUGCGCAGGGCGAGGAGCACGACCCCAUUGCGCAGGGCGAGGAGCACGACCCCAUUGCGCAGGGCGAGGAGCACGACCCCAUUGCGCAGGGCGAGGAGCACGACCCCAUUGCGCAGGGCGAGGAGCACGACCCCAUUGUGCAGGUGCAGGGCGAGGAGCACGACCCCAUUGUGCAGGUGCAGGGCGAGGAGCACGACCCCAUUGUGCAGGUGCAGGGCGAGGAGCACGACCCCAUUGUGCAGGUGCAGGGCGAGGAGCACGACCCCAUUGUGCAGGUGCAGGGCGAGGAGCACGACCCCAUUGAGCAGGUGCAGGGCGAGGAGCACGAUACCAUUCAGCAUGUUGAGACGGAGAUACACAGUGAGGAAAAUGUUCCGGUUCAACCUUCAAUACAACCAAGGCCUUACCCUGUGAAGUUUAUUCCGCCUUACGGCAUCCCAGUGCCUGUCACUCCCUUUCCUUUCAAGCUGCUUAGCCCUCGGGUGAUCCCUGUCAACGCGCCCGUGCCGCCUGAGCUCCAAAAGGUCAUGAAUCCCAAGCCUGUUCCUAUGCCCCGGCCGCUACCCAUUAGUCUUGCUGCAGCGGUCCGCGUGUUGUGCAGCGAAAACAAAAUGUACGUGAGGGUAAGGACUGACCUGUACGGAUUCAAGUGUAAAGCAGGCCAGUUGACUCUGGGGACCAGCUGCAGAAGCAAUGGAGUCUCUGGUGGGUAUCUUCUCUUUACAUACGGCCUCAAAGAAUGUGGAAGCCAGGCGUCUGUGAGUAUCCCAUGCUGUAGAGAGUUCUGACUUUACAUAUUUCUA